UUAUCGAUUUAACAAAGUUGUGGGUAUUAUUUGAUCCUUCACAUAAAACUUGUCUCUACAGUAAAAGGAAACAAACGAACAAGUAAUGAUGUUUAAUAAAUACGAACUGAAAGAAGAUUCAGCAGACAGACGACAGAAUGCCGAAAAUGUGAUGAGUUUACUAAAGUAUAUGCACAGAUCAGAAAUUAGUCAGUUUGAACAAGAUUAUAAUGGAGGGUAUGAUAGUGAAGACGUAGCUUUUCCCUUUUUGGAAGACAAUGACCAAAUCCCGGACAAAAGAAAACGUGUAAGUGAUAUCAGUUUAAGGGUUCUCAUUUUACUCACUGAAAGUUCUUUUUUUACUUCACUGCAACAUUAUCGGCAACAGAAAAUGAGCAAAAUCGAAACAGACAACUUUUUGAUGAACAGUUUUUCCAAAGAGUACAAACAAAUUGAAGACCAGGUCUGUAAAGAAAUGGGUUUAAAUGACUCCAAUAGCUGUACGGAAGACCUGCAUUCAUUUAACUUAAAUGAAAUGACUGAAGAAUAUAUCGAAGACCCACUAUUCUUAGAAGAAGUGAAACAAAUAUUAAGUUUGUCCGGACUCGACGCAUUGUUUGCGGAAAGAGAAAAAGAAGCAGUGGAAAAGAAGAAAGGUGGAAAGAUCGUAAUCAGAGACCCUAAACUAUUCAAACCGAUGCCAAUACAAAAUGUGUCCGAUAUUAAUUCGCUGUCUGGUAUAUGGAGGCUACUUGAAGGAGAAUCAGUCGACAAUGGCUUUCCCAUUACUGAGAUCGGUUAUAAUAUUCUCAACGAUGAACGUUUGAGCUGGUUGCAUAGAGACGAUAUUACAAUCGAAAGAAGAGAAGAAAAUCGUUUAAAGUGUGAGCAAUGGAUGAAGAAAUGUGAAAUGUAAUGUGGUUAUAACGGUUUGUGUCUAUUCUAAAAAUCGCCUUGAA
Messenger RNA from Bradysia coprophila, 938 nucleotides. RefSeq lists its product as uncharacterized. The record is from RefSeq and is a predicted model, not a curated record. Lineage: Eukaryota; Metazoa; Arthropoda; Insecta; Diptera; Sciaridae.